This is a messenger RNA of Daphnia carinata, 2490 nucleotides long. RefSeq names its product LIM domain-binding protein 2-like (gene Chi). The record is from RefSeq and is a predicted model, not a curated record. Gene Ontology annotation, cellular component: transcription regulator complex; nucleus. Gene Ontology annotation, molecular function: LIM domain binding. Gene Ontology annotation, biological process: nervous system development; negative regulation of transcription by RNA polymerase II; positive regulation of transcription by RNA polymerase II. Lineage: Eukaryota; Metazoa; Arthropoda; Branchiopoda; Diplostraca; Daphniidae. The transcript has 11 exons. The coding region runs from base 1066 to 2478 and encodes 470 amino acids.
CUGUGAAAAAUUUCAUGUUCAAUCAAGUCGACUAACGUGGAAUUCCGUGUGUAAUUGAACAAAUACUUUAUCCUCAUUCCUGGCUAUGGUGAGUAGUGUUCAUUAGCGUUAGGUUUCAACCGGCAUUCGGUUGUUUGGUUUGUUGACAACACCUUAUGCACGGACGGCCAGAGAGGUUUUGGUGUGUUGUAGUGUGCGACUCGACAACUUCAUGUUUUUCUUUACCCCUUGUUUUGCUGCGUUAUUACUGGGCGAAAGUUAACUCCUUUUCCAUCUACAUUUAAACAACGUAGUGUGUCUUUUCAAAUUUCAUUCGAGUCGAGUGUUAAGUUCCUCCGGUGUCCAUGUUCUCUCGUCUGUGUUUCUAAGCUAAGAAGGAAACUAAAACAUAGUUGAAGAACAUUUGGAAAGAAAAAACGCCGUGAUUAUCUACUCGGUGUAGAGACUGGAUAGCAGCAGUCUCACUGUGGAGAGCCAUCAACCACCCUGGAGCCACUUACAGCCUCGCUCCCUACCCCGGACUCGCUGAACCCGCACGGUGGUCCAGGAGGACAGGGGCUGAAUAACGCGGGACCCGGUCCGGGCACGCCUCUCUAUCCUGGUCCGUCGCCUGGACCGGGCCCCGGCCCGAAUCCGGGAUUCGCUACACCUACACACGGGGGAGGCGGGGGCGGGCAUACACCACUUCCUGGACAAGGUAGUCACUUCGUUCACGGACCGCCUAGUUACAACUCGUCCCCCGUCCCGCCUGGACCCUCCACCCCUGGGCAAGGCGGAGGAAAUUCCAACCAUUUCCCAUCGCCAGGACCCGGUUACAAUCCUCAGGGAGGACCAGGAGGACCGGGUCCUCAUUUUAACGGACCUUCAGGCGCUCCUCCUCCGUUUGGAUCGCCCUAUCCAAGCCCCGGAAGUGUCGGUCCAGGUCCAGGCGGAAAUUCGGGACCUCACCCUCCUCAGGGACACCCGGGAUUCCCAGGUGGCUCGCAUCCACAGUUCGGGCCAGGCCCGAACGGUGGCCCAGGUGGCCAUCCGGGUUUCGUAGGCCACCCAGGACACGGACCAGUCAUGCCGAGCGUCAUGGCCAGCCCGAUGGGCGGGCCAGGAGGUAUGGGUGGCCAUCCGCCUAACAUGGGAGGUGUUGGACCUCCAAUGGGUGGACCUGGAUCGGGACCUGGUGGACCCAAUCCCGGAAUGGGUCCAAUGGGUGGACCGGGACCUAUGGGAGGAAUGGGUGGACCAGGGGGACCUAUGGGUGGACCAGGAGGACCUAUGGGUGGCCCGCCUGGUCCUGGUAUGGGUGGACCCGGAGAAAGAAUAGACCACCCCGGAGGUCCACCUUUCUUCAACAGAAGGCAUCCUGGUCCUUACUUUAACCAGCCGGAUUACAGAAUCUACGAACUAAAUAAACGAUUGCAGCAGAGAACCGAAGUAGUUGCAAUGGAAAGUGAUAAUCUUUGGUGGGACGCCUUUGCCACCGAGUUCUUCGAGGACGAUGCCACUCUUACAUUAACAUUUUGUCUAGAAGACGGACCCAAACGAUACACUAUCGGUCGGACGUUGAUUCCCCGCUAUUUCCGCACCAUCUUUGAGGGAGGCGUAACCGAGUUGAACUAUCAGCUACGACACGCCAAGGAGUCCUUCCACCAGACAACCAUCACUUUAGAUUGCGAUCAGUGCACUAUGGUCACUCAGCACGGAAAGCCCAUGUACACCAAAGUCUGUACCGAGGGUCGUUUGAUAUUAGAAUUUACCUUCGAUGAUUUGAUGCGCAUCAAGUCAUGGCAUUUUGCUGUUCGAACACACCGAGAGCUCGUUCCCAGGCACGAAUCUGUGUUGGCCAGCCAAGAUCCUUCCUUGUUGGACCAAAUGAGCAAAAAUGUAACGAGGCAGGGAAUUACGCCUGCCACCUUAAACUAUUUGAGAUUGUGUGUCAUCUUGGAACCCAUGCAGGAGCUUAUGUCCAGGCACAAGGCUUAUGCCCUCAGUCCACGGGACUGCCUCAAAACCACCCUUUUCCAAAAGUGGCAAAGAAUGGUUGCCCCACCUGAAACUCAAAGGCCUCCAAAUAAACGACGUAAGCGCAAAGGAUCCCAAACUGGGGGAGGCGCGGGAAUAAAUCAAACUCAACCGGCAGCGCCCAACAAGAAACGAUCACCUGGACCCAACUUCUCUCUAGCCUCUCAGGAUGUUAUGGUAGUUGGAGAGCCGUCGCUUAUGGGUGGCGAAUUUGGCGAUGAGGAUGAGCGAUUAAUAACUCGAUUAGAAAACACCCAGUAUGACCCAGCCGUCUCUCUAGACGAUCCUUCCGGCGGCGGCGGAGGUCCACCCUCCGCCCCUCCCUCCCAGUUCAACAGUGGGCCGCCUGGACCUCAGGGACCGAACGAUCCCAGUCCGUGGGGCGAGGUUCAAAAGCAGGGCGGCGGAAAUAAAGGUGGUGGAGGAGACGCAGGGAAGAAAAGCCCAGCAGUAAGCCAGUGAGAAGACAUUUUU